This is a messenger RNA of Mycotypha africana, 1495 nucleotides long. RefSeq lists its product as uncharacterized. Gene Ontology annotation, biological process: DNA-templated transcription; DNA-templated transcription initiation. The coding region runs from base 238 to 1023 and encodes 261 amino acids. NCBI's taxonomy places the organism in Eukaryota, Fungi, Mucoromycota, Mucoromycetes, Mucorales, Mycotyphaceae. The record is from RefSeq and is a predicted model, not a curated record. The transcript is spliced from 4 exons. Gene Ontology annotation, cellular component: RNA polymerase I complex.
AAAAAAAAUACUAGCAAUUGGAAUACUUAGUCACUUAAAUGACGAUUUUUGUUUUUGUUCAGGUACAAUGAAAUAAGUACAAUUAAAUAAUUGACUGUGGCAUGAAUAGCUGGCUUUAAACAGCCACAUUAGAAGGAUUUCCGGUCACUUUUAAUGCGCUUGAUUUCUUAUAACUUUUUUGUUCUCAAGCGCAAACAUUAUCCUGCAACUCUAACGAAAUACCAGUUUUUCAACACCAUGGCCAUCGAAGAGAAGAAACGUAAACAUAAGAGCAAAUCUGAUAAAAGCAGUAAAAAGAAGCAUAAGUCUAGUAAAGCUACCGAAAUUUCUCCUUCAGCCGUGACAACCACAGCAGACUCAACCUCACCAGCACCAGCAACAACAAUCAGCUCUACUGAGCCCACAUCUUGCUUCUCGGAAGUCGUUGUCCAACUGUACCUUCAUUUAGCACCCAUGUGGUCUGGUAAGACUAUGGAAGGUGUUAACGAACAACUGAAUGCUUUCUUAAUGAAAUAUGUACCAGAAGUUGAUGGUAUAGUACUUGCUCAUUCAAAUGUUGAAUUUCUUACACAAAAAGGAAAAGUAUUAUACGAUUCUCCUUUCUGUCACUUCUUUAUAUCUGUCAAGUUCCUUGUCUGGAAGCCUAAAAAAGGAACUAAACUUGUUGGACGUAUCAAUUUGCAAUCAGAAGAUCAUAUUGGUUUAUUAAUAUAUGGAACAUUCAAUGCCUCGAUUCCCAGAGCAUUUAUACCAGUUUCUGAAUAUGAAUGGAAAGUGAAUGAAGAAGAGGCUGCUACAGAAGAUAAAGACGACGAAGAAGAAGAAGAAGAAGAAGAAGAAGAAAAAACAACUGCAGAUGAUGCUGAUAGCAAUGGUGCAACAACGAGACAAAGAACACAAUAUGGCGAAUGGGUUAAUAAAAUUACCGGUACAAGUAUAGGAGGCGAAGACGGUACACUUGAAUUUACAGUUGUUGAUAUUAUUGAAGCCAAUGAUAUCUUGAACGUUACAGGUUCUUUAUAAUAUUUUUGUGCAUCUCAUUUUUUUUUAAUUCAUUAUUGUAUUUUAGAAGUAUUUGACGUUCAGUCAACCCCAAAAAAAAAGGAAAUAUAUAAUUGUAUAUACAGUACCCUCGGUAUUUACAUACUCGUUUCGGGAUGGGUGUUCGUUUGAGUGGAUUUCUUCUAUUGCAUUUAGAAGGUCUUUUUGACCGAAAUUUACAUAUCAAUGGUAUUCUUAUUAGCCAAUACCUUUCUCUUCAUAAAUGAGGCAAACAGUUCUGGUAUUAAAUAUUACGUAGACUUAGAUAAACCAAUUGUAGUGAGCAGCGCGAGAGGUGUUUAAUACCGAGUCUGCAGAAUUGGAGUGACGAAUAUAAAUAUCUACUGCCAUUGUCAUUAAUUUUAAAAUAACACCCUUUGAUCCGACCAGGGAAUGGUUACCUGUAUUACUAAAUAGCCAAAAUCAAAUGUUUAUCUUCUUUCCUUUACAAACC